This is a messenger RNA of Myxocyprinus asiaticus (Chinese sucker), 5925 nucleotides long. RefSeq names its product actin filament associated protein 1 (gene afap1). The record is from RefSeq and is a predicted model, not a curated record. Gene Ontology annotation, molecular function: SH3 domain binding; SH2 domain binding. NCBI's taxonomy places the organism in Eukaryota, Metazoa, Chordata, Actinopteri, Cypriniformes, Catostomidae. Gene Ontology annotation, cellular component: cytosol. The transcript is spliced from 17 exons. The coding region runs from base 332 to 2542 and encodes 736 amino acids.
ACGACAUGGAAAGAAAGUGAGAGGUUUUCUUUUAAGUCUCCUCGCAGCUUCCAUUCGAAGGCACAACGGUUGACUGCAGGUCGGGAUCGCCAAAGACUGUAACAGAGGCGAACAGAGGUGUUGUGUCAGGAUCGAGGAGAAAGAUUUAGGGAAAGUUUUCAGAGGAAACCGCACAUUACCGGGCGGUAGCGAGCGGACGAGGUCUGUGUGUUCGCACAGGGAGAAAGUGGGAGAGACGGCUCUUUUGGGCGGAUUUUAAUGAAAUACAGCAGCUGUCGGACACACGUCUGCCACCCCUACCAACCCCGAGUUAGAUGCGUUUGACUUUAAGAUGCGGAGCGAACCCAUACUGUUCGCCUCGAGGGCGAUGGAGGAGUUGUUGGCAGAAUUGCGAGUCUUUCUGGAGCUGUUGGACAGAGAGUAUUUAACCGCAGGUGUGAGGGAGAAGAAACAACAAAUUUUAAACAUCCUACUCAGAGUUCUUGCCACUAAAGAACCCUCCUGUAAGACAGAGAUACACACUUCUCUCCCGGCUCCUCCUCAGAUGCCUCUGCCAGAAAUUCCUCACCCCUGGAUGCCUCCAGACAAUGGGCCUCCUCCUUUGCCAAGCUCCUCUCUUCCUGAAGGUUAUUAUGAGGAAGCUGUACCGCUGAGCCCUGGGAAAGCCCCAGAGUACAUCACCUCAAAUUAUGACUCUGAUGCCAUGAGCAGUUCGUAUGAGUCAUAUGAUGAGGAAGAGGAGGAUGGGAAGGGACAGAAGAUGCGUCACCAGUGGCCAUCUGAGGAGGCCUCCAUGGACCUGGUGAAGGAUGCGCGUAUCUGUGCCUUCUUGUUGCGAAAGAAACGUUUUGGACAGUGGACCAAACUGCUCUGUGUCAUAAAGGACAACAAACUGUUGUGCUAUAAGUCCUCUAAAGACCAGACUCCGCAGAUGGAGCUCCUUCUGUCUGGUUGCAGUAUCACUCACAUUCCCAAAGAUGGCAAGAAGAAGAAGCACGAACUGAAGAUUGUCCAUCAGGGUGCUGAUGCUCUGGUGCUGGCCGUCCAGAGCAAAGAGCAGGCUGAAGAGUGGCUUAAGGUGAUGAGGGAAGUGUGCGCAAAUGGAAAUGGAGCAGUGGACUGUGACGGAGUUGGCUCUGGAUCCCCUGUUCACAAAACAGAGCUGGAAAAGAAGCUGUCCUGUGAUAGACCCAGUUCAGAUGGAGAGCCCUGCCAUGAAAACGGCUUCUCAGAUGGCAAGGAUCCAGCCAAAGUCAAGAAGAACUCUAAAUCAGAGCAGAAAGGCACGGUGGGCCGGGUGACUGGAAAGAAAAUCACCAAAAUCAUCAGUCUGGGAAAGAAGAAGCCAUCCACUGAUGAACAGACCUCAUCGGCAGAGGAGGAUGUCCCAACGUGUGGCUAUCUGAAUGUGCUGUCCAAUAACCGCUGGAGAGAGCGCUGGUGCCAACUGAAAGACAACCAGCUGUUGCUGCACAAGGACCGGGCAGAUCUAAAGACGCACAUGGCCUCUCUGCCGCUGCGAGGCUGUGAGGUCAUUCCAGGGCUGAACUCCAAACAUCCCUUCGCCUUCCGUCUGCUGCGCAAUGGACAGGAGGUGGCCGUUCUUGAGACCUCCUCCUCUGAGAGUAUGGGGAGAUGGUUGGGGGUCUUGCUGGCAGAAUCAGGCUCCACAACAGAUCCUGCUGCGCUGCACUACGAUUACAUUGAUGUGGAGACCACUGCUAAUGUCAUUCAGCUGGCCAAGCAGUCAUUUUGUUUCACUAGCAAGCGUGCAGUUUCUCCAAACCCAUACAUGGAUAACCCAGUCAACGGUUACGCGUGCCCCACAGGGGUUGCUCUGCAUUAUGAUGAUGUACCCUGCAUCAAUGGAAUGCUGAAGGGAAAGAAAGCCCUGACCACCAAUGGGAUCACUGCUAAGCAGAAGUUGGACAAGAACCAACCCAAAAAGGCCAAUGGAACCAGCGGCACUCUGACAGUGAAACGCAACAAUUCUAGUGUGGAUCAGUAUAAGUACGGGAAAAACAGAGUGGAGGCAGAUGCUAAGAAACUCCAAGCGAAAGAGGAAGAGUUGAUGAAGAGGAAGCAGGAAAUUCGAAACCGCCUGACCCAGUUGAAAAAAGACAGGAAGGACCUACGCACUGCUGUAGAGAACAACACAGGUAAGCGUUCACAGGCAUCUCUGACAGAGAGACUGAAGAAAGUGGAGGAAGAAUGUAAACUAAAAGAGGAGGAGCGAGUAAAUCUGGAGCUGGAGCUGACGGAGGUGAAGGAAAGUCUGAAGAAAGCCCUGAAUGGAGGUGUCACCCUGGGCUUGACCAUUGAACCCAAAACGGGCAGCUCCAGCCCACAGUCUCCAGUGUUAAUGAGGCGAACGGUGGACAACUCGCCAAUCUCCAGCUGUGACACCAGUGACACCGAGACCUGCUCUCUGCCAGUCAACAGCGCCUCUCUGCUGCGCCGCCAGACACAACAGAAAGCCUCUACUGUGCGAGGACACGUCCUCAGGAAAGCCAAGGAAUGGGAGAUGAAAUCUGGCACAUAAAUCCCUUUUCACCUUUCACUUUCAUUAUAUCUAUUUAUUUAAUUUUGUCCAUAUAGGAGUGAUGUUGAAAUUGAAUUGACUGAACUAUAGACCUAUUUUCCAGAAUAUAAAUAAAUUCUGGAAGACAUUGACUGAGUCCAGUGCCCAAGUAACCAUCUAUUUUGCUAUUAUCAUCCAAACAUUAUCAUUGGACCAUGAUUUGACCAGAGCUAUUAAUAUGUACAUUUACAUUUAUCGCUUUCAUCCAAAAUGGAAAAACACAAAAAUUUGUGAUAUGAAAGCCUACAAUAUUGGCAGUGCCACAAUGGACCCUUUUCACCGACUGUGUUGAUGCGUUUCUACAGAGCCACUUAGAGGACAGGGUGGGAAUUUUUUUUAAUUUUUUUAUCUUUUUUUUUAUAGUUUUGUUUUCUCUCACAAUAGUUUGCGUUCCCUCGCAAUACAUUUACCAUGGUUUUACGACAGUAACCAUAUUUUAACCAUAAUAUUCGUUGUGAAACCAUAGUGAUAAUACAGGAAAGCGAUGGUAAUAAAAAUAAUAAUAAUAAUUUUGUGUUUAAUAAGAUUUUACUAUACAAAUACCAUAGUUUCAUUAUGGUUACUGUAGUAAAACCAAGGCUUUACUAUAUGUAACCAUGGAAGUUUCUUUUUAUUUAUUUAUUUUUUUUUUGCUGAAACAUGGUUUUACUAAUACUGUAGUAACCGUGAUUGUAGUAACUGUGUGUGUGUGUGUGUGUGUGUGUGUGUGUUGUUUUUUUUGUGUGGUUUUUUUGGCGAAAAUCAUGGUUUGUAGUAACCAUGAAUGUUGUAGGAUCACCCAUUUUAAAUUUUUUGGCAGAAGCCAUGGCUUUACUAUAGUAAUAUUGUAGUAACUAAUAAAGUAACCAUGUUUUUUUUGUUUUUUGGGGGGGGGGGUUAAUCAUGGUUAAUCUUGUGGUUACUAUGAUUUUACCAUGGUAGUUGUAGUAAAACCAGAAUAACCACAAAAUUAUGAUUUUUAUCACCAUGGUUUUCGUUUUCCUGUAUUAUUAAUAAGUUUUUACUAUGAAUAUCAAGGUUAAAAUAUGGUUACUGUAUUAAAACAAUGUACAGUAAAACCAUGGUAAAUGAUUUGCAAGGGCACACAAAAAUAUCACAAGGAAACGCAAAAAUAUUGCGAAGGAACGCAAAACUUAUUGUGUUGGCACGCAAAACUAUUUAAGGGCCUCUGUUCUUUUUUGACUUAUUCAGCAGCGUAAAUCUUGCAAACAUUUUUAUGAUUUCAUUUUUUUCUUUUAUUUUUUUAUGUAAAUUUAUAACAUUCUUGUUUGUGUUAUAUUACCUUGGCAUAAAAAAAAAAAAAUAGUCAAAUACAGUUUCAAAUACAGCUUAUAAAUGUCAUGAUCAUCACUCAUGAUCAUCUAUUUUUGUUUUUUUGUUACACAUUAUUUUGCUGUCUGUGUUACACAUAUAACAUGUUACUAAAAUUAAUUACUAUAGUAAUUAUAACAAUGUGUAUUUACAUGCAGCUGCACAGUAUGUACAGUACAUGUAGUUAAUUAAUACUACUUUGCACUUAUGUAAAUACACAGUAACCCAGACACUGUAAAAUAAAGUGUGACCCUUUUUUUCCUUCUUUUGGAAAGUCGUGGAAAUGUAGUAGUGGAUUUUUUAUUUUGUUGUUGGAGCAAAUGGAAGCAUAAAAAUAACAUUAGCUAUGGAGUCCCGUACCGCAACAGAAGUUUAAACCUGCUAUAGUUUAUUUCCGUGUUCCAAUACCGGAAAUGUGAGAAGGGUUUAUACCAAAUCUCGUUAGUAAACCAGAAUAGAACACAGCUAGGGCAACAGUGAAAUUGUAGAAAAAAAGAGAAAAGACAAAUUUGUAAACCAUACAGAACUUGUCUUAAAUGAUGGUCCUUAACUACAAUCUAAAUGUGCAUCCGGCAUAAUGUGAGGGAAGCUCACUGGUCUCAGUCGGUAAUCACUUGCGUCUAUAAAAAGUUUGUUUCUUUCUUCAACAAGAAGCCAUUAAUGGAAAACAAAAUCUCCAAGUAUUUAUUUGUAAAUGUUUAAGUGAAUAUAAGCCUCUCUGUGUUUGUCUGUGUUGAUAUUUAGCAAUGCCUUUCAUUUGGCUUCAUGCAAGUCAUAGAAAGCCACUACUAUUGGGAAUGGGGUAAUUGAUAAUAAAUGUAAACUACAGAACAUGAUCAUUCCAAGUUUGUUCUGUAGAAAAAGUGAAAUCUGUUUGAAAGUAUUUUACCAGCCUCUUCUCCUGCUCUGUGUCUGGCCCAUUAAUUUUGGCUGGAACAGUUUCUAUGGCAACAGCAGCCCAUGGGGAACAGGGCAGCUCAGGCAAGGGUGUGGCCCUCCGUUGGCUGGCUGCUCUGGAAACUGGGCUUGAAAAUACUGCUACACUUUCCCUUAAUGCUCCACUGAACACACACUGCAUGUAUGAAUUUGUACACCAUCACCAGAACACUGCAAUGCAUCACUACACUGACAGAUAAAGUACUGUAUGGUAACACAAAGAAAACUGCAUAUGUGAAAUGUCAUUUUAGUUUUCAGACUUUUUAAAGGUUCAGAUUCAAUAGCUUUUCAUAUGCAUGUCUAAGCACGAAGUAAUCUGUAAUGUCUGUAAUGGCAGCGAUCUUUAAAAAGUCUGAAUGUUUCAAGUUGGUUUUUGAAAGAAACCUGCCCAUACCUCUGUUACGCUGACAUACAAAAAAUGGUGCUUUUAAGCAAUGCUUAAACUGUUCACUCCUUAUUCAGCGUGAUUAUGGAGUUUUGGUGCUUUAUUUAGACUUGAAGAUUAGACUUUCAUAUUCAUCUUCAAGGCACAUUUAUAAAUGCUUAUUUAUCAUGCAGUGAAGCUCAGCUUUUGAUUUGAGGCUUCACAUUUUCAAGCUAUGUUACAAGCAGGCUUCAGCUAUUUUCAAAGGCAUGUGUAAAUAUAAUUCUUUUUUCUACUUGGGCCCAUAGAUUUUCAGAGAUGAUCUUUGUCCAGUCAUUUUGUAAACAUCAGCACUGGAUCAAGCUUUGUAAUCAGUAGGUUUUUUCUGACAAAGAGAAGCCUCUUUGAGAAUUAAGUCAUGGCUCUUGCUUAAAGUAGUUGAGAUGCUUCAGUUUUGCUGCACAACUACUAAAUAUUUGGUCGAUGACUUGUCUUUUUCCUUUCUCACUCUGCUGAAAUUAAGGUCAAAUGUCAUGGAAUGUGAACAGUUUUGCUUCAAGGGUGGGAGAAGGUGGAAGUAAACAGGUUUCAACACUAUUGUUUUUUUUGUUUGUUUUUUUUGCACCUUAUGGAUAUUAUAUUAAUUUUGCUGAUGACUGUUACCAACUUGGCAACAAAAGGAUUGUAUAUAGAAAUUAUUAAACUGCUUUUAAAAUUAAGUUUGUGUUUAUGA